UAUCUUCCUUGAUUUGGUCUCACUUAAGAAAUAAAAUAAUAAUAGCCCUACUAUUAGUAACAAUGAUAAUAAUAGAGUGACUGAACAUUUUGCAUUAGUGCUUAUGCAUGUUUUUGUUUAAUGAUUCAUAAAUUGCCUUCAGACAACGUAUCGGUUAUCUUGGCUCUGCCCUAGACAGGUGUGUCUCAAGUCUGUCUCCCACCUGUUCGUUUUAUUAUUCCUCUGCAAAUAAUCGCAGAAAUAUUGUUCACCUUUUACUGUUUGUUUGAGAACAAACUUUAACGUUGCCAGACCCAGUUAAGAAGUCAGUUUCUUUUGCUCAUGAGAGAGAAAUCCAUUUUCCACUGGCAGAAGCGGUGGAGAUCCGUGAAUGGAUGACAACAUAUCUGACAAUUUGAACAUGUAUAACAAUAUUAAUCAUUAAAAACUGCUCCAAAAAUAAUAGAUUCUGAAUAACAAAUAAAUACACUUGGGGGAAAUUGUCAAAAAAUCUCUUUAAAUCCAAGCUCAACAGUAGCUUAAUCUGCAAAUGAACAGUUUUGUCAUGCGUAGUUGUUUCUUUAUUUUAUGGGAAACUUUAACUUACAGAAAAGUCACCCUGCUAUUUUUAACAGGUUCAUCUCGAAGCUUUUCAAACAUACAAGCCACGCUCCUAAAUGAUUAAUACUUUCGACUACCCUCUGUGUGAAGAUAAUAAUAAGGUCGUGAUUGAGUUACAAUGCACAAUGGAAGAAAAAAGUCGAGCUUUGUCUAAUUGUUCUUUGACAGGGUCAGAGGGGUUGUGCGAUUGGCUGCUGCCUCCUGAGGCUGCGGGGCUGUCAGGGCUGUUGCAGGGUCGGGAGUGACACCAAGGUGACUCAGGGGGGAGGUUGUAUAAAAUGCUGGCGCGAUGCAAACCACUUCAGAGACGAGGGCAUCAACCAGAGUCUUCUGCGUGACCUUUCCCUCCUGUGCACUAUCCCACAGCCCUCAAUGAUGACUGCAAUAGCAGAGCUCUCAAGCUGGGCAGAGUACCCGGAGGAUUUCACACUGCUGCAGCAGCGCAGUCUGGCCCACAUCAACUCCAAAAGUUGGAUUUCUUCUAAUUCGUUCCGUGCGCUCUCUAGGAGGGACGCACUCGGCUCUGCAGACCCGGGCCUCUCACUGGAGCAACUUGUGCCAACGAGUAAACUGCCUGACGCUGCAGACAACACAAAAACAGACUCUAACAUGGCAGCAGAGGGGGGCAAGACGGGCCACUUUGGCCCCCAGAAAUACAGGCGCGUUGCAGCCAACGCCAGGGAGAGGAGGAGGAUGCACGGCCUGAACAAAGCGUUCGACGAGCUGAGAAGCGUCAUCCCGUCUCUGGAAAACGAGAAAAAACUGUCUAAAUAUGACACCCUCCAAAUGGCACAGAUAUACAUCACGGAGUUGUCUGAGAUCCUGACCGGUGUGGUUCACCCGGAGUGCAGGAGCCCCCGUCCAAGCGAGACUUCCAGGAGGAAUCUGAUUCACUCCCUGCAGGAUCCGAACCCACUAACAGGAGAGCAGCGGGACCCUACCGCCGCUGUCGGUCACCUUAUCAUACUUGGACAUAAAUCUGACCUGGGGACAGGAAAUAAAACCACAAGCUCUUCUCACAGCAGUGAUGGAGAAUCUUCUCAUCUCAGUGACAUGGAGGAAAGUCAUAGUGGAAGACAGUAACUGAGAACAAAUAGACACAACUAACUGUCAGUUUCUAUCAAAGGAAGUACCAGGAGAGCCAUAUAUUACAGCUUGUAGAAUUGUUGAUCAUGAGAUAGUCAAAUUCUCCUGUCAUAGCUGACUGUAGAUGUUGCUCUGCCAAAUGAAAAAACGUCCAGGGAAAACACAAAUACAACCACUAAGAUGUUGAAUUUAUUCUCUCUCAAGGCCAAGUUGAACUCUUACAG
Scomber scombrus (Atlantic mackerel) is the source of this 1910-nucleotide messenger RNA. It is a transcript of the gene atoh1b, whose product is annotated as atonal bHLH transcription factor 1b. The transcript has a single exon. Lineage: Eukaryota; Metazoa; Chordata; Actinopteri; Scombriformes; Scombridae. Gene Ontology annotation, molecular function: protein dimerization activity. The record is from RefSeq and is a predicted model, not a curated record. Bases 973 to 1683 code for a protein of 236 amino acids.